Molecule: messenger RNA, 860 nt
Organism: Raphanus sativus (radish)
Lineage: Eukaryota; Viridiplantae; Streptophyta; Magnoliopsida; Brassicales; Brassicaceae
Exons: 1
Coding region: 84-848 (254 amino acids)
Source: RefSeq, a predicted model, not a curated record
AAAGUCUUCCGCUAAUAAUUUAUUCACUCUCUCCAAGAGGAAAAAAAAACAAAAGUUUUUUAAAAACCCUAACAGUUACGGCAAUGGCGGCAUUUUCGAAGAAGAAGAUCUCCGAUGAACUGAACUUCGAAACCUGGGCUCCAAAGACGAAAACCACACUAAUCCAGAAAGGACUCUGGGACGUCGUCGAAAACGGAGUCCCACCAGAUCCAUCAAAGAACCCUAAGCUAUCUGCUUCGAUCCAACCCGAAGAACUAUCGAAAUGGAGAGAUCUCGUGGUGAAAGACACGAAAGCGCUUCAGGUGAUGCAAUCAUCUCUUCCGAACUCUGCCUUCAGGAAGACUCUCUCCGCUUCUUCCGCCAAAGAAGCUUGGGAUCUGCUCAAAAACGGUAACAAAGCGGUGGAGCUUGUUAGGUUAGAGAAGCAGUUCCAAGAACUCAGCAUGAAGGAAGGAGAAACGAUCGAAUCCUACGUGGACAGAGUUACUGCGAUACUCGAAGAGAUGCGUCGUUUGAACAAAGUGAAAUCUAAGUACGAGGUUAACAAGAAGGUGUUGAGUUCGCUCAAGAUGCCGUACAAGGUCGCGGCUCCGUGUCUGGAAGAAAACGCGGAGAUUAUGGAGGAUAUGCCUCUCGAGAGUCUUCCUGAUUUUUUCGAGUUUUAUGAUUCGGUUGCGAAGGAGGCUUGCCUUCUGAUGAUGAAAGGUAUGAGUCUCGACGACGACGACACGAAGCGUGGUGGUGGUACGUUGAUAGCAAUGAACUUGAUCAAAGCUUUAGAACUGAAAAUAAAAACACAAAUACUUUUUUGGGCAAUUAAUCAUUGCCUCUUUUUGGCUUUUCAUUGACUUAAAUAGAAG